AUGCUUUCAAUAGAAAAAGAAAAUUCAAGAGUUGCUACAACUAAACCAUUAGAUGAACUUUUUACUAAUGUCGGUCAAAAGUUUGAGACAGAGACCGUAAAGCAUGAAGGCUAUCGUUUUGACUACCCAUUAAGAUGGCUAAGAGACCCAUCUGUCACAAAAGCUAUUGGCUUUCGUAGAAUGAAGUUCAUUUCAGAAGCCAUACAUGGUUUCCCAUUUACGGUCGGUUUUGAAGUUCGAUACUAUAACAAAGAAAAACGUAUGUAUGAGAAAUUUGAACAGGGAAAACUUUUACAAGUUAGUUUGCUUGUAAACUUAGAAACAACUCUUCAAGCUUUUCAAGAAAAAAUAAACGAUAUCUAUAUCGAAUAUGCAAACCAGUAUAACAUUGACGAAGGAGAGUACCAUCUCGAUAUUAUUUAUGACAGGAAAAAUGCAACUGUUAAAAUCAAUAAAAUAGAAGACCUUGGAGAAAACGUUUAUAUUUCUACAAAAUAUAA
This is a messenger RNA of Trichomonas vaginalis G3, 500 nucleotides long. RefSeq lists its product as uncharacterized. The record is from RefSeq and is a predicted model, not a curated record. The transcript has a single exon. NCBI's taxonomy places the organism in Eukaryota, Parabasalia, Trichomonadida, Trichomonadidae. The annotation marks the transcript as partial.